AGUUGAUAUUUAAAUUUAAUAUGGGUAGUAGAAUCCUAUAAAAAAUAAGGUCAUAAACUUCCAAAGAAUCCUUUAUGGCUGCUUUCAGAUAUGUUGUCCUAUAAUAACAUCUUCUAUUUUGUACUCCUAAUCCUUCAACAUAGUAUCCUCAAAUCAAAUGGCUUCACCAAUAGCCAAACCCCAAAAAAGAUUAGGAGAAUUUCUAAAUGAGCAACAAGAACCCUUCAUGCUAGAGCUAUAUCUUCUAGAAAGAGGGUACUCAAAUAAGUGGUGCUUAAAUGAAGAUUCACUCAAAAAGAGAAAGAGAGAUGUUUUAUUACCAUUUUCCAAAGUUCUAAUAUCCAUAGUUAACAAGCUUGCUUUUCAUAGCCAAAGUAGUACCCUACAAAAUAGGGACAAUGGUCAAAGAAAAAAACAUGUAAAUUGCAAUGUUCAAUUUUCAUCGGCUAGUAGCUUUACUAUGUUCAAUUUAUGCUCAAAUGUUGAUGUAGAAAGAACUUCCAUAUCAUCACAUAAAGAUCAAACUUUCAAGGAAUGCAAUAUGAGAUGGCAGAAGCAGAGUUGCUUAGAGGGUAGGCCUGAUUCACUUGUAAAGAUACCUCUAGGCAGUGUUCUAAAUGUGAAUGAGGAUGUUGAGGAAAUGCCUAAGAAAAUGACAGAGGACUCAUUAUUAUCAGUUGCUAUAAUGAAUUUAUUUGGCUUGUCAAUGAAGAAAGAGGAUUGUACUAAUGUGUUGCAAGAUUAUCUUCCUAAGCCUCAUGUUUCCCAAGUAUUAAAAUCCAAAAGGGUAACCCACAAGAUAAAGAAGCUGUUAUUAUUUGAUUGUGUUAGAGAUAUUAACAUAACCCUUCCAACAAAAAAGGAAAGAAAUCAAGUUUGCAGACAAUCCAUGGGACCUACAGAGUUUGAGAAGCUCAAUUGUCAGGGAACAAGAGAAUGGGGACAACAUAGUGAAAAUGGUUUAAUGUCUCUAUUGACUAUUGAUUACUUGGAUUCAGUAAUGGAAUGGAGCAAAUUUGUACCAGAAGUUAAAGACAUUAGCUUUGAGAUCACUGAUGCAAUUUUGGAUAUUAUGAACAAUGAAAUAGUAUCAGAAAUGAUUGGAACUUUAACACCUACUUAAUUUCAAAUUUCAUCAUUAUGUAUGUGUCUGUCUAUUUAAAACAAUUUAUUCUUUGAAACUCAUCAUGUGAGAUUAUAGAAGUUAAAUGCCAGCCGCGAUGAACAUAGCAAUCUUUCUCGAUUUGAAGUACUACAUUUUUAUAUAGAUAAAAUGUUAGUGGUUAAUUUGUAAGGAGAACA
Messenger RNA from Trifolium pratense (red clover), 1302 nucleotides. RefSeq lists its product as uncharacterized. The record is from RefSeq and is a predicted model, not a curated record. The transcript has 3 exons. Bases 158 to 1123 code for a protein of 321 amino acids. Lineage: Eukaryota; Viridiplantae; Streptophyta; Magnoliopsida; Fabales; Fabaceae.